AUGGAUGAAACUCCAAAUAUUCAACAAAAUGAAAACAAUCCAUUACCCACUAGGUUUGAAGUGGAAUUAGAGUUCGUUCAAUCUUUAGCAAAUCUUCCAUACGUAACGUAUCUUUUCACUCAACAACAGAGUAGCAAUAAUAAGGAUGGUUAUAAUUUUAAUUGGAAGAGUCCUGAAUUUAAGAAUUAUCUAAAAUAUUUGGAAUAUUGGUGUCAACCUCCAUACAGUCAAUGUAUUGUGUAUCCCAAUGCACUACAUGUCUUAAAAUUGAUUAAUGGUUUUUUUGAAUCACACGCUACUAUUAAUGAAAAUGGUAUGUUAGAUGGAGUAGAUGAACUCCCAAGGUUUCUACAAUCACAAGGUCCACAUUUAAUGAACGAAAUGGUAAAUCGUUGGCAACAAUAA
Arxiozyma heterogenica is the source of this 405-nucleotide messenger RNA. It is a transcript of the gene SOH1, whose product is annotated as mediator complex subunit SOH1. NCBI's taxonomy places the organism in Eukaryota, Fungi, Ascomycota, Saccharomycetes, Saccharomycetales, Saccharomycetaceae. The transcript has a single exon. Gene Ontology annotation, molecular function: transcription coregulator activity. The record is from RefSeq and is a predicted model, not a curated record. Gene Ontology annotation, biological process: regulation of transcription by RNA polymerase II. Bases 1 to 405 code for a protein of 134 amino acids. Gene Ontology annotation, cellular component: core mediator complex; mediator complex.